This is a messenger RNA of Oppia nitens, 856 nucleotides long. Its product is annotated as thymidine kinase 2, mitochondrial-like. Gene Ontology annotation, cellular component: mitochondrion; cytoplasm. Gene Ontology annotation, biological process: nucleobase-containing compound metabolic process. The coding region runs from base 123 to 833 and encodes 236 amino acids. Gene Ontology annotation, molecular function: ATP binding; deoxynucleoside kinase activity. NCBI's taxonomy places the organism in Eukaryota, Metazoa, Arthropoda, Arachnida, Sarcoptiformes, Oppiidae. The transcript is spliced from 4 exons. The record is from RefSeq and is a predicted model, not a curated record.
UCACCACUAAUGGUGUUAUAUUGUAGUCUUAAAGCAAUAUUAAUACAUUUGGCGCUGUUUUUUACCACACAUUGGAUGCUAUUAUUGGAUCAACUCUUUGAUUGUUAAGUUGUAACCAUUUUAUGAUAUUUACAAUGAAUGGCAUAAUAUGUAAACCUUUGGCCAAAAAGAUGUUAACCGUUUGCUUCGAGGGUAACAUCGGAAGCGGUAAAAGCAGUUCAUUAAAGUAUUUGUGCGAUAAAUACGAUAAAGUGAUGUCUUUAUGUGAACCGAUUGAUAAAUGGCAUGACUUGAGAGGUCAUAAUCUCAUAGAAAUGCUAUAUAAAGACCUGACGAGGAAUGCCUUUGCAUUUGAACACUUCGCUCAACUGACCAGACUUGAGAUGUAUGCCAAUCAACAGCACACCGAUGAUCACCAAAUGAAACCAAUUAGACUUAUGGAGAGAUCUAUAUAUUCUGCCAGAUAUUGUUUUACACAAAAUCUUUUUCAAAGUGGAAAUUUAUCGAAACCCGAAUUUAUUAUAUUAGAUGAAUGGUUCAAAUGGUUGUCAUCUAAGUCUUGUCUUAAAGUGGAUCUUAUUGUUUAUUUAAGGACAUCACCGGAGACUGUAUUUCAAAGAGUUAAGAAUAGAUCCCGUAGUGAGGAACAGGAGAUUCCUAUCGAUUAUUUGCGAUCAUUGCAUGAAUUGCACGAUAAAUGGCUUUUAUCUGAUAUCAAACAAUCCGAAAACUCUCCACAAGUUUUCACACUUAACGCCGAUUUACCACAAAAACAAUUAUUGUCUUUAUUGGACUCUCAUUUUGAUCAUAUUUUUAAGGGUAUUUUAAAUUAAGUUAACAACCAUUUGUUAGCACU